This is a messenger RNA of Closterium sp. Naga37s-1, 432 nucleotides long. The record is from the annotation of a GenBank genome assembly. NCBI's taxonomy places the organism in Eukaryota, Viridiplantae, Streptophyta, Zygnematophyceae, Desmidiales, Closteriaceae.
AUGUCUGACGCGACGAUCCCGCAAGAGGCGGGUACUAUUCGCAAGGGAGGACUCGUUUUUAUCAAGGGACGGCCUUGCAAGGUGGUGGAGAUUUCUACCAAGGUUGGUGCGAAGUACGGUCGCACGAUGUGCCAUUUUGUGGGAACUGAUAUUCUCACCGAUGAGAAGGUGGAAGAUACCGUGCCGUCUACUCACAUUUGCAACGUUCCAGUGGUCCGUACCGACUUUCAACUCGUAACUGUCGAGAAUGGCUACGUAACUGUUACGACGCCCGAUGGUGAUAUGAGGAGCGAUCUUCACCUUCCGACCAAUGAGGCUCUCGCCUCACAGAUCACGAACGGAGUUGCAGAAGGCAAGGUACUUGCGCUGAGUGUAAUGAGCUAUAUUGGUGAGGAGGUAAUUUGCGCUGUUAAAGAUGUGUCAAAAAUGUAG